Messenger RNA from Branchiostoma belcheri (Belcher's lancelet), 2311 nucleotides. Its product is annotated as melanoregulin-like. Lineage: Eukaryota; Metazoa; Chordata; Leptocardii; Amphioxiformes; Branchiostomatidae. The record is from RefSeq and is a predicted model, not a curated record. The coding region runs from base 620 to 1468 and encodes 282 amino acids. Gene Ontology annotation, biological process: melanosome transport. The transcript is spliced from 5 exons. Gene Ontology annotation, cellular component: melanosome.
GGGCAUUCACCCUAAUCAUCGUGUAAUUAUGAUAAUUUGACCUGUUGUGUGUUUUUGGAAGUACUGCACGAGUCAGUCACGAGGAGACAGAACGCUGUACACAGGCCCUGCGUGUGGAGCUCUGUCGUUUGGCACAAGUUUGGUAGUCAAUGUUUGUCCCUAUAGCUUGGUGAUAAAGACGUUAUUUUAGAAGUGAUUGUUGGUCUAUAUCGGGCUGUGUACACCCAGUGUCGAGGCGGUCUGAGAAGGCCUUGAAGAUCGGGACGGAGACUCCAGGUCAGUUCCGUUGCGGUAUGCAUACCGCGAGUUCUUACCCGAAGUGGGCGUGAAUCUUUCCACCGCUGGCCUGAAGACAACACUCUGAACCGAUCGACUGGUCGUUUCGUUGCUUGACGCGUAUAUGGGAUGCCCUUGAACGCCGAAAAUGAGCUAGCUUAUUAUAAAACAAUUUCACUUUCUGUGCUUUGAUACCAAAGCAGCGAAAAAAGACGUUGUGCGACGGGAAAUCCAUGCUUUGAGACGAAGUACAAGGUGCCAAACUCGGGAAUCCAAGCCAGUAAGAAGAGACAAUUGUAAAGACGGACAUUCUUUACGGUUCUUGAUAGCUAAGACUAGUACUAUGGGUCAGGUGUUAGCGACGUUACUCUGUGGACCGUUGUUCUUCCAAGGUCAGCAGCAGAAGCGAGUGUCCGGAAGACCAUCGCUUCGGGACAGAGAUCGAGGUGGCAGUAUCCACUACUACGACCAGCUUCCCGCCAGAAGACUGAAGGAUGACGACCUCAACAUCUGGCACGACCCCCAUGACCGCACGCACAUGGAGACUGAUGAGGACCUGGAACUCUACAACCUCAUCAGGCGGAGAGAUGAAUGUCCUAGGGGGUCAGAUGAAUGGAGUCACUUGAACUUUGACAUCCACACCGUGCGGACGCGCAGAAGAGAAAUCAGGGACAGAUGGGUCAAGAUUCUUGAAAGAUUGGGUUUUGACGACCUGCAGGAGAUUGACAACAUCCUGACCGUGACAGCGGUUACCAAGGAAACCAUCAGUCAGGGCGCCAAAGACCUGUUCAACGAGCUGGCGUCAGAAUCGUCCAUAUUUGGCGUGUCCUCGACUAACCCCGCCAGAUAUCUUUACGUUCUGGAGCGCCUGACAGACAUCGACCUCGCCCAGGCGUUUGUGGAGACGGCCAAACAGCUCUACCCCAGCUCCCUGGUUGUGUCGUGUUGCCAUGGCAGAGCCACGCCCAUCCCGGGCCAACCUGUCCUGAUGGCAACGACCCCUGGCGGUCACCACGUGAAAGUCAUGUCCAGAGUCCCGGGUCAUCCAGUUCGCGUCCGGUCGUCUUCUCCAAAGCCGCACCAGAAAGUACACAGAUCACUCGUCCCGGGAGAUGUCUCCAUCCAGACUAGGAAGAAGUCGAGCAGUCCGCAGACGUCUGACUAUUCCAGUGGAGAGGACAACACGCCGUGAAAUUAACAGUCAGGCCAUUUCUAUUGAACACGUGUUGAAAGAAAACAAGACGGCAAAAACAAGGUGUUAAGACAGUUCAUCUCUUUUGUUUAACUCAUUUGACACUCAAAAGAACGGAUAGAUGGAAGAGAGGCAGAUAUAUUGCACAUUUGAAGACAAUUAAUAAAAUUGUUUCUGACUGAAGUUAUCCCCAUUUCAGUGGCCAUAGUUGCAACAAAUGUAUACAGCCGACGAUGGUUGUCAAAAGUCAUUCAAGGUCAUUCAAACGGAAAAGGAACGGUGCCUAUCAUUGGACUGUCAUCUCAACAUUGAAAUAACGAAUCUACUUCAUAAUUUGUAUACUUAAGAGUCUAGUACUGUUGUGGAAAAAUAAGACCUCUUAACGUUUUGUUAUCGUGGAAUAUCGUGGAAUGGAUUUGUUGCAGAUCCAGCAUUUUAGAAAAGAUGUUGCAAUAUAUUUCUAGAUUACUGUGAUAUAUUAUUGUGUCUCUGUAGUAGUACACGGUAUCAUCAAGAAAGUCUACAACAAUGAAAUGUAUAAAGAUGCAUGUUGUGAAUUUGGUCAUUUUUGUAACGUUAUCGUUAUACAUGAGUGUACGUACUACGAAUAUUGUUCCCCUUGCGUAAUAAUCAAUUUUGAUUCCCUUCAUAUUUGUCAGUAUAAGACCGUACAACCUUAUAAAUGCGCCACGUGUGUAGACGGCGUUCUGUGUAAAGAACUCAGCUUGCCUCCCUACUAAUUUUAAGCUUUGCAAUCUUUAAGCAUUCGUUGUAUUCAAUCAUGUAGGCUUGUUGGCGAAAUGUUCUUGGUUGUAUGACGCUACAAGCUGAAACAUAAAUACA